This is a messenger RNA of Puma concolor (puma), 1626 nucleotides long. Lineage: Eukaryota; Metazoa; Chordata; Mammalia; Carnivora; Felidae. The record is from RefSeq and is a predicted model, not a curated record.
AUGUCCGAGGAGAACGACAUGGAGAAAGCCAUCAAGCUAAAACGGAAGGUGAGUGGCGUGGAGAUACUUGAUAUGAGUGGGACGGAGGGGGCCCUACUACACUUUCGAUCACCCCCCAAGUGCCGCCAGUAUUUGUUUCCGGAUGAUCUGCUACAGUACUUGGAGAGUUGGACUUUACCCAUCGCUCUCGAAUUGUUUGAAACCAGCCUCCUGGAAACCUGCAGUUAUCUGUGGCCAACCAUGGUCGGGAAGCAGACAACCCUUUUGAAUCAUCAGAAGGAAACCUCCAUUUUAGAGGAAUACAAUAUCAAUUGGACUCAGAAGCUGGGAGCUGGAAUUAGUGGUCCAGUUAGAGUCUGUGUGAAGAAAUCUACUCAAGAACGGUUUGCACUGAAAAUUCUUUUUGAUCGUCCAAAAGCUAGAAAUGAGGUUUACCUCAGCUUAUACUUAUUGGACAAGGUCCCUGAAGAGUGGAGAAUGGUGAAUAGUGUCUUGGCUCGACUCUUAAUUGUAAUGGAGAUGAUGGAAGGGGGAGAGCUAUUUCACAGAAUCAGCCAGCACCGGCACUUUACAGAGAAGCAAGCCAGCCAAGUAACAAAGCAGAUAGCUUUGGCUCUACAGCACUGUCACCUGUUAAACAUUGCUCACAGAGACCUCAAGCCUGAAAAUCUGCUCUUCAAGGAUAACUCUUUGGAUGCCCCAGUGAAGUUGUGUGACUUUGGGUUUGCCAAAAUUGACCAAGGUGACUUGAUGACACCCCAAUUCACCCCUUAUUAUGUAGCACCUCAGGUACUGGAGGCGCAGAGAAGGCAUCAGAAGGAGAAAUCUGGCAUCAUACCUACCUCACCAACACCCUACACUUACAACAAGAGCUGUGACCUGUGGUCCCUAGGGGUGAUUAUCUACGUGAUGUUAUGUGGAUACCCUCCUUUUUACUCCAAACACCACAGCCGGACUAUCCCAAAGGAUAUGCGGAGAAAGAUCAUGACAGGCAGUUUUGAGUUCCCAGAAGAAGAGUGGAGCCAGAUCUCGGAGAUGGCCAAAGAUGUUGUGAGGAAGCUCUUAAAGGUCAAACCAGAGGAAAGACUUACCAUCGAGGGCGUGUUGGACCACCCAUGGCUCAACUCGACAGAGGCCUUGGAUAAUGUGCUACCCUCUGCUCAGCUGAUGAUGGAUAAGGCGGUGGUUGCAGGAAUCCAGCAGGCUCAUGCAGAACAGUUGGCCAACAUGAGAAUCCAGGAUCUGAAAGUCAGCCUCAAACCCCUGCACUCUGUGAACAACCCCAUUCUGAGAAAAAGGAAAUUACUCGGCACCAAGCCAAAGGACGGUGUUUAUAUCCACGACCGUGAAAAUGGAGCCGAGGAUUCAAAUGUUGCCUUGGAAAAGCUCCGAGAUGUGAUUGCUCAGUGUAUUCUCCCCCAGGCUGGAGAGAAUGAAGAUGAAAAGCUGAAUGAAGUAAUGCAGGAGGCUUGGAAGUAUAACCGGGAAUGCAAACUCCUAAGAGAUACUCUGCAAAGCUUCAGUUGGAAUGGUCGUGGAUUCACAGAUAAAGUGGAUCGACUAAAACUGGCAGAAAUUGUGAAGCAAGUGAUAGAAGAACAAACCAUGUCCCAUGAAUCCCAAUAA